ACAGGCUCCACCAACAGCUGUCUAAGUGAGACUGCACAGCGGACCGCAGGCUAGGGGAGGGGGAAUGGGUCCGGGUCCGAGUCCGACGGCGGUGACUUCAGCAGCUGAAGCCUGCAGCCAAUGCCGCUCCGCUGUAGCUGUCGAGAGAAUAAGAAGAGUGGAUCAAGCUUUCAUCGGAUUUAUUUAGCUUCCCUUUGUUGAGGAACAGUGAAGAAGAAAACGGGAGGCGAGGAUGUCUUUACCAGAGCUGCCAGGCUCUUUUGGAGUCAUGUUCCCAGCUUUCUCUCUGCCCAUGAAAGCGGAGCGCAGUCGGAAUAAGGAACGGCUGGAGGCCAGCCUGGCCGGCUUGUGUGAGCUGGAGCUGCUCAAACAGAGGCAGGAAUGCCGGGUCCUGAGCGCCCUCUGCCUCGGGGACUCUCCGGUUCCCGGGCGUCCACCUUGGGGAGGUCUACGGAGCUCACGUUGCGCCCUGGACGCACCGAAAGGCAACGCGCCGGAUGACUGUAGCCGCAGGCUCCAAGCCAGCAGUCUCCAGUGUAUGCCCUGGAGCACAAAGGCGUCUUUAGAACAGCAGGUCGCAGAGCUGAAGGUGAACACUGAGGUCAAAUCAACAGAUUCUCAUACUGAUUUGGAGGACAGCCAAGUCACUGCAGGAGAAGUCCUUGUAGCCAAGCAAAACAGAUUUCCUGAAUCAAAUUACCACCCCAUGGUCCCUCGCUCCCUCUCAGCCCCUGAGGGGACUGCAGAGACAGAGACAGGAGAAAAAUGGCUGUCAGACCCAACAAGACGAGCCAUGGUUGCUGAAGCUUUGGGGGAGAUGAAGGAUGUUGACCCCUGUCAGGAAGAGUAUCAACAAGCCCAAAAGGUAGAGACUUAUAUAUUUGGAUUGAUCCAACGCAGAGCCCUACCGACACGCCCCUCAAAGCCUCGCACCAGUCUGGCACAUGAUGUCCGAGCUGUCAGCGUGGUGAGGCAAAGUAGUAUAUGCAAGGAGGAGCAACACUCACCAAAGCAGGCGCCUCUUCAAGAGAUCUCUAGUCCAUCUCAUUGUUCAGAGGAAACUGCUCCACAGGCUUGCCAUAACCUUGAUCAGGGGCAUUACCUAGGGACAAGGUUUCCUGAGGAUGCCUCACCCCCAUACCACCACCAUCUCCAGCAAAGUGUCCAGCAUCAACCAGGGCUUUACCACAGGCCCAGGCAGGCCUCCAUGAUGAACAGCUCCCGGUCAACCUUGCUGGAAUAUUCAUCUUUCAAAGUGCUGCAAGCCCACCCUGAUUCCAGUAAUAGUGAGCCUGAUUCACCUCAACAUUUCCACAACUACCCUCCCCCUUCAGCUGUGUCAAAGCCUCAAAAGCCACCUUCACCUGAUGAGCUGCUGGUCAACGCAGAGUAUAUUCCAGCCCAGCCUUGUCGAGCAUCCACCAGAGCUUAUGCUCAUCACCACCCCAACCCCCAAAAGGGCUCUGGGGCGCCUAAACCCAACCGAAGCACAUAUUCUCCAGAAAGGGUCCAUCAUCAUCAAGGGCAGCAGCCGACGGCAUCUCAGAUCCAACCCUCCAGAUCCCGUGGGGGCCCAAAGAAGUGUCGCUCAAAUGAAGAGAGAAGUGGUGCCAACAGGAAGCCGGGCAAGAAGGCCUGUAGGUCUCAGUCAGAGAACAGCCUGCAGAGGGUUCCAGAGCGCAAGUACAAUACAGUAGAGAGAGAUGGUGGAGGAAGUGGAAGCGGUGGAAGGGGAAGCCGCAGUAGUCAAUCCAGGAGCAAGAAACAACAGCAAGGAGGUGGUAGCUAUCUGCGCUGGCAGUCCACUCUGGAGCUCAGCCAAGAUGAGGCAGACCAGCCACCCAUGCAGGCACCCAUGCAAGGCUCCUCAGCUUCAAACCAAAAGGACUAUUGUGGAAGGCGCACACGCAAAUCUCGCCCUACACAUGCGUCAUAUGCCUACCCACACCAUCACUCCCACCACCACCAGCACAUGGAGUACCAGUUAGAGAGGGACCAAGUACCACCAUGUCAGCCUAGUGAUGACUACCCUCACCCAGGUCAGGGUGAGUCUGAGUCCAGCAUGAGCGAGGCUGACUCUCCAGAUUCCAGCUCUUUGUCCAGUGACUCAGAUGAGAGUGGUGGUCUGGUUUGGCCCCAGCAACUACCCCCUCAACUUUCCCUUCCAUCACCUCCUGCCCCACCUGGAGCACCUCUGCAGCCCAAGGCUUUUGUUAAGAUUAAGGCCUCACAUGCCCUUAAGAAGAAGAUCCUACGCUUCCGCACUGGUUCACUGAAAGUAAUGACCACUGUAUAAAGUGGAAUACCGGCCAAACUGAAAGACCAUGAGAUGCAGAGCUUUGGACUAUGUAAAACAAACUACAGUGAAUAUAAAAAUCAAUGUGUGCAUGGAAGUACUUUGAUCUUAGCUCACUGAAUUGAUUGGAUACUUUAAGGUCAGGCUUAACAAGCAAUGAAGGAAAUAGCUUUCACCAUAUCAGCCUUUUGGUUUUAAAAAUGUGUGUUACAUUUUACUUUACUUUAAUCUUAUAUGGAUGACUCAUGUUUUGCCAAAGGGUACGCUAAUUUGGCCACAUUGGCCCCUAAAUAUUCCAACACAUCCAGAUGAACACACCCAUUGAGUAUCUGACAUUGUCUUUAAGGCCGCAGUGAACUGAAAUUUCAUAAUUUUGAUUUCCAGCCAGGCAUGAAUCAUUUCCCAUUGUAAGGGACAUUGAACAUUUUUGCAUUAUUAUCCUAAACCUUUCUUACUUUUCUGUGUGGCUUGUUGUACAAGUGUCAGCGUCACCAAACUGUCUUAACUGCACAUGAUUUGUGCAGUUAAUCAUUUAGGUGAUUUGAUCAUUUGCAUAACCAACACUUUGCUAUAUACCUGUUCUGCUUAUUGGAAACUUUAUUGUUGAAAAUAAAGUGGUCUACAAUGCUGAGACAGGCAGCGGUUUCCUUAUAUUUGGACCGUGAAAUUCUCUUUUGUUGCUGAAAUGAUGUAUACCUGUAAAUAGGAGGCUAACUUAAGACAAACAACCAAGAGUUUGUGCUUCCUAUAUAUUUUUUUCAUAAACAGCUAUUGAAUAUAUUGUGGGUGGAAAUGAAUUUAUCAAUGGGACAGGGGAAAUGUGACCACAGUACAUGACACAAGUGGUUGUGAAAGUGUAGAUUGUUAGCACAGUACAAAGUGCUAUUUUGUCUGGAAUUUGUGGUUGAGAUAGUAAAUCUCGCUCUAGAAAGAACUGGCUGUCAGCUGAAAAGAUGUCUGUGAAUCUUUGAAAUUUUACUGUAGCAGCAGAAACAAACCAGCUACAUUUAAACCGUGUUCAAAAAGUCUUGGAGAGACUUUUUUUUAGUCCCACUCACAGAGUGACUAAGAAUUCUUGAAGGACUUUUAUUAAAAUGUUAAGUAGCAACAGUUAUUACUGUUUUAAAUGUUAAUAGUAGACUACUUGCAGACUAAUACAAAUUUGCCUGCCCAGAGAAUGUAUUAAACAUUACAGUGUCACUUUGAGUAUUUGAUAGUGUUAUUUAAAGUGCACGAGCCAACUCACUAUUAGCUUCUUUUUGUAUGAAAUUUGUUUGACAAAACGAAGUGUAUGAAAUUAAACUGUAAAAAAACAAAACAAUACUUGUGUGUUUAAACAUUGUCACAUCAACCAGUAGUUUCAGAAAUGCAGGUUUUUCUUCAAUGCUAGGUGUUACCAAAUAACCAGCCCAUGUUACUGUCUCCAUUCAAACCACACACCAUAACACAGGUAAAACACUCUCUCUCACACACACACAGCUUUGUUUUGUGCCAGGGAAUGAUAGAAAUGAACUAGCAGAGAGGAUAACUCAGCUGUCUAACAUACGCCUCAUGCAUGUUGAAAAAUCCAUUCGAUUCUAAAUGUGAUGGCCCACUGGAUGGAGAAACUGAUGGUCCAUGUGAUGUUAUAGCGGCAAUCUAGCUCUAAUUUUGUCAUUUGUUUCUUUGCUCAUGUAUAGUGUAAGUGAGGAUACACGCAUGAAUAAUCUAUGCACAGAUGUACGCUCGCCAUAAAUGUACUGUUCCCAGCCUUCAACACUACAUACUAGCUAGUCAUUAACUGAAAUCCUUUCUCCAUACCUCCAACCAUACCUCCAUACCUUUUCAAAGAGUGUGUAGAAUCAGCGUUAUUCAGAACUAUGUCUCAUGCCAUUAACAAACAGCCAAAAUUAGCUGGAUUAACUCUGGUUAGUUGGCUAAAUGUCAUCUUAUUAGCCUCAAACAAUCCAAAUCUGAUAAACACUAAACAUUAUCAACAUUAGGUUGGUCUAUGUGCAGUAAGUUGCCAGGUAACACGAUGGAGCUCACUGAGUAACCGGCCUUGAUGGUGACUAAGAAAUGGAACAGCAGUGGGUUACAGAUAAUGAGUGUAGGGAGUGUAAGAAGCAAAGGUGCAAAGUCAAAAUAAUGGCAUCACCAGGAUAGAACUCUGUAAACUACACGUAUUAAGUGACGGUGAGCUGUGUGCAUCAUUUUCUUUAAUGAAUUGCAUAUUGACACACAACAAUGGAUGACUCCAUACUAUAUUGUUGAUAG
This is a messenger RNA of Chelmon rostratus (copperband butterflyfish), 4552 nucleotides long. Its product is annotated as dapper 1-like. Gene Ontology annotation, biological process: negative regulation of canonical Wnt signaling pathway. The record is from RefSeq and is a predicted model, not a curated record. Bases 233 to 2296 code for a protein of 687 amino acids. The transcript has 3 exons. Gene Ontology annotation, cellular component: cytoplasm. Lineage: Eukaryota; Metazoa; Chordata; Actinopteri; Chaetodontiformes; Chaetodontidae.